Ostertagia ostertagi is the source of this 363-nucleotide messenger RNA. The record is from the annotation of a GenBank genome assembly. NCBI's taxonomy places the organism in Eukaryota, Metazoa, Nematoda, Chromadorea, Rhabditida, Trichostrongylidae.
UCGUUUGGAGAUACUCUGCUCAAAAGGCUCGGCGUUAUCACUGCUCAUCCUGACGUUCUACGUAUUGAUCUCGAUUCCAAACCAUUGAAAUUUCUGAUUGUUGGAACAGACGGCUUCUGGGAUGUCGUGUCAAGCGAGGAGGCUGUAAAUUUCGCCAUCGAUUACUUGAGGUCACAUGACAGGCGAGAUUGGCACCGUAAUUUCUACAUUUCUCGUGCAAAUUGCCCUUCGUCGUCUUACACUAGACAACGUUUCCGUUCUGUUCAUCAAACUGUGAUAGUCAGGUUUCCUCAAAGAGACGAAAGGUACUCUGGAUUAGGUCUCUAUUAUUUUUCGUGUUGUCUCGCACUCUAUGCUAUCUAA